This is a messenger RNA of Rotaria sordida, 327 nucleotides long. NCBI's taxonomy places the organism in Eukaryota, Metazoa, Rotifera, Eurotatoria, Philodinida, Philodinidae. The record is from the annotation of a GenBank genome assembly.
AUGGAUUUUGUUUUUAAUAUAAUAAUAAUAUGGAGACCUAGAGCAACAAGAAAAGAUACAAAAACUUGUUUUGGUGAAACUGGUGGUAUUGGUUUACUUGAUCAUGGCGAAGGUGAUAUUGGUUUAUUCGAUUCUGGCAUAGCUGGCACAGGUGGUGCAUUAUCUUGCGGUGCUGUUCCUGGUUGUGUUAACAAUUAUUAUAUUUGUCGUACAAGUUCUACAACAUUUAUCAAAUUUAUUAUUAUAUUUAUAUAUUUUUUUCUUGUUACAUCAAAAUGUUCCGAAGAUGGUCUCAACAUGGUCGAAAAUUCAACAAAUUCAUUAUAA